AUGCUGCUCUUUUAGCCGCAGUUAGCUGCAUAGCCCAUAUCUGUUACAUAGAACAUGCAGCAAGCCUGGAAGUUGGACCAGAACCAACCGGGUCAGAAUGUGGCUGGUGGAGUCUGCUGAUUGGCUUGGAUUGCUCUUCACCUGCCAGCAGCCAACCAAUCGGAGAGCGGCUCUGGUGUUUUUAUUGUCAUUCUGUUCAGGCUGUUUGUGAGUGCUGUUGCUAAGCAACAGUCUUUUGAGGCUUGUGGGAAAGUUUUCACCUCCUCACAGAAACAAAGCAGCACGCACGGAGCUGCUGUUCAGAGUUCGCCUGACCCAAUCUGGAACAUGAAGCUCACUGGGAACCGAACCACAGACUCAGUGGGAUCCAUUCAGCCAAUCAGAAAGCAGCCUGAUGCUGAUGUAAAUAAAAACCUUGUGAUCCAAACUGUGCCUUCUCCCUGUGCCUGCAGGGGGGGCAGCGGCAUGGAGACCAAGCCAGAGCUGCAGCGGGUUCUGGAGUCCAGGAAGCGGGAUCAGCUGAUCCGCCAGAGGAAACAGGAAGAGGAAGCGCGCAGGAAGAUUUCCCCGCUGGAGGCCGAGCUGCUCAAGAGACACAUGAAGCUGGAGGAGCUGGAGCGUCAGCAGGAGCAGCAGCAGGAGGAGAACCUCAGAGCUCCAGAGUUUGUUAAAGUCAGAGAAAAUCUGAGACGGACGUCCUUCCAUGCAGAUGAGGAGGAGGUGUAGAGACAGAGACACAAAGUGUCCAGAUGGCGACAGGAGGCUCUGGGGACGGAGCGUCCAUAGCAGGACUCUGCGAGGUCGGGACAUGGCGGCCAUGAUGUUUCCCAGCAGAUGUUAAACCUGUCAGAUCCCUGAUCUGAUGCUAAUGUUUCUGCAUCAUGAUGAUUGUUAGACAGCUGCUGCCCCCUGGUGGUCAGCUUGUAGACAGCAGCACCUGGAUGAGCAGGUAGACCCACCUGAAGAGGAAGAGGAGGCUCUUUAUCAGCUUGAUGAUGGACAGAUUCUCUGCUCUCUCAUUGGUCAGGACGAUUCUCGGGUGUUUCAGCUCAAACUUCUUCUUUGUGCCUUUUCUGUCAGGAACCUUUCCUCUGGGUCCUCCUGCUGCAGAAACAAGUUUUAUGUUGGCUUUAUUAAACCAGAGCCGUUUUAUAGACGUAACCAUGUUAGAUCUGUGUUGUAGAGUUCAGCUCAGUGAGUUCAAGCUAACUCCUGUAGGACGUCUAACAUCUGGCCCGCCCAGCUGUCCCUCUGCUGGGACCUGACGAUGCAAAGCAGCUGCAGUCACUAACGACAGAGGAACCGCUGAGGCCGGCUUGGCGUGGAGACAUGAAACCACUUCCUGUCAGAGCAAGAACAGCUGCAGAGAUUUCACAGCACUUCAUGCUCAGACGGUGGACAGUAGGGUUUGUUGACUGAUGUUGUGCCUGAAUAAAUCUUUUAUAAAGCAGCUCA
This is a messenger RNA of Poecilia latipinna (sailfin molly), 1455 nucleotides long. Its product is annotated as protein FAM107B-like. Gene Ontology annotation, biological process: actin filament bundle assembly; actin filament polymerization; regulation of actin cytoskeleton organization. Gene Ontology annotation, cellular component: synapse; stress fiber; neuron projection. The transcript is spliced from 2 exons. The coding region runs from base 328 to 726 and encodes 132 amino acids. Lineage: Eukaryota; Metazoa; Chordata; Actinopteri; Cyprinodontiformes; Poeciliidae. The record is from RefSeq and is a predicted model, not a curated record.